UCCGGCACUCGGAGGAUCCGUUUGCGCCGUGCCAGAGCUCUGCUAACGCGGCCGGUCGCCGGGCGGGUGCCGUGCGUCCACGCAGAACUCGGUUUGGCGUAGGAGGAGCCCCGGGGCUAGGAAGCGGCCGGAGUUAAAACGUCCAUAGCGGUGCGGCAGCUUUCGGAGCGGGGAGAAAAAAAAUGAAUUCUGAAAGCUCUGCGCUUACCAUGAGUAGUCCUGCCUUAAUAAACCAGUGUGCCAGAGGAGGAAUGGAAGAAGAAAAAGUUUGGCCAAAACAACAGCAACAGAACAAUUUUUCCUUGUUUCCUUCUACUAAAGGCUGGAAUUUCAGAGGGAAGAAACGAAAACAAAGUACUCAAGAUGAAGAUACCAUCAGUAUCUGCAGCCUGGAUACAAGCGAACCCAGUAACAAGCGGGUCAAGCCUCUUUCUAGAGUUACAUCACUAGCAAAUCUUAUUCCUCCUGUACGAGCCACUCCAUUGAAGCGGUUCAGCCAGACGCUUCAGCGCUCUAUCAGUUUCCGCAGUGACAGUCGCCCAGAUCUAUUCAGUCCACGGCCGUGGUCUCGAAAUACGCCUGCUGCUAACACAAAGCGGAGAGACAGCAAGCUGUGGAGUGAGACCUUUGAUGUCUGUGUCAAUCAUAUGCUUACGUCUAAAGAAAUCAAGCGUCAGGAGGCUAUAUUUGAACUUUCCAAGGGAGAAGAAGACUUAAUAGAAGAUCUGAAGCUAGCGAAAAAGGCUUAUCAUGACCCAAUGCUUAAACUUUCCAUAAUGACAGAGCAAGAGUUGAACCAAAUUUUUGGAACACUGGACUCUCUAAUUCCUUUACAUGAAGAUCUUCUCAGGCGACUUCAAGAAGUCAGGAAAUCUGAUGGAUCAACAGAACAUGUUGGCCAUAUCCUUGUGGGCUGGCUUCCAUGCUUAAACUCCUACGAUAGCUACUGCAGCAAUCAGGUAGCAGCCAAAGCCUUACUGGAUCACAAGAAACAAGAUCACAGAGUGCAAGAUUUCCUGCAGCGCUGCUUAGAGUCACCUUUUAGUCGCAAACUGGACCUUUGGAAUUUCCUUGACAUCCCAAGAAGCCGUUUGGUUAAAUAUCCAUUACUGCUCAGAGAGAUUUUGAGACACACACCAAAUGAUCAUCCAGAUCAACAGCAUCUUGAAGAAGCUAUUAACAUCAUUCAGGGUAUAGUGGCUGAAAUCAACAUAAAGACUGGUGAAUCUGAAUGCCAGUACUACAAAGAAAGACUUAUUUAUCUUGAAGAAGGACAGAGGGAUUCACUCAUUGAUAAUUCACGUGUUCUGUGUUGUCAUGGCGAGCUGAAGAACAACAGAGGAGUGAAACUGCAUGUCUUCCUCUUCCAAGAAGUCUUAGUUAUUACUCGAGCUAUCACUCAUAAUGAACAGCUCUGCUACCAGCUGUAUCGGCAGCCAAUUCCAGUGAUGGAUCUUGUGUUAGAAGACUUGCAAGAUGGCGAGGUUCGAUUGGGUGGAUCCAUACGUGGUGCAUUUAGCAACAAUGAGAGAAUCAAAAACUUCUUUAGAGUCAGCUUCAAAAAUGGAUCUCAAAGCCAGUCUCACUCACUGCAAGCUAAUGACUCCUUCAACAAACAGCAGUGGCUUAAUUGCAUCCGGCAGGCUAAAGAAAAAGUUGCGUGUGCAGGAAAAGCUGGAGUGCUGAGCUCAGAAGCAUGUUUUAUUUUGUCACCAAAUGGAAGCAGAGUAUCCCAGGGAGAAACCAUGAUUGAGCAAAUGGACCAAUCUGACAGUGAGUCAGACUGUAGUAUGGACACCAGUGAGAUCAGCAUCGACUGUGAACGUAUGGAACAGACAAACCCUUGUGAAAAUGAAAAACAAAUAGAAACCAAUGUUUGACACAAACUUAUUCAUGGAACAAAACCUGUGUUUUACCUGUACAGUAUUUGCAUUCCACACAUGGAACCAUUUGGAGAAGCACUUUUAAAAUAUUUUUUGUGACAAUGCCAAUGCAGUCCUUCUUGUAUAGUACUCGUAUGCGUGUAGUACUGUAACUGCCAGUUUGUGUAAGCUGGAAUCUCCUGCAACUCAUGCCCCGUGAUUAUACUUCACAAACAUCUAACAUGGAUGAAAGAGGUACUUGACCAGUUAUUCUCAAUGUCCUGCUGUAAACAGAAUCUCUAAACUACUGCUUAUAAGUGCAUUACACAAAGAAUCUUCCAUAAUUUUUAAGUACUUUAUUUGCCCUUAAUUGGGCAGCUGAAGAUGGGGACUUAAUAUUGAGUUUCAGGAAUGGGUAAUAAGAUUUUAAGUUUUCACAAAGACUUGGAAGUUAAAAACAGUUCAGCGUAAAAA
This is a messenger RNA of Meleagris gallopavo (turkey), 2336 nucleotides long. NCBI's taxonomy places the organism in Eukaryota, Metazoa, Chordata, Aves, Galliformes, Phasianidae. The record is from RefSeq and is a predicted model, not a curated record.